Coregonus clupeaformis (lake whitefish) is the source of this 1689-nucleotide messenger RNA. RefSeq names its product noelin-3-like. NCBI's taxonomy places the organism in Eukaryota, Metazoa, Chordata, Actinopteri, Salmoniformes, Salmonidae. The transcript is spliced from 6 exons. Gene Ontology annotation, biological process: signal transduction. The record is from RefSeq and is a predicted model, not a curated record. The coding region runs from base 232 to 1605 and encodes 457 amino acids.
AGCUCGUACUUAGUCACGAGCGGCUGGUGCUGUCUCUCGCGCGUUCCGAGCAGUGAACGUGAUUACUCGUCUGAUGGCAUUGAUCUACCCUCGCUCUUUCUCUGGAGUGGUUAAACAGCCGGGCAUUUGACCGUUUUUUUAACAGGCAGAACCACCAGUCAUCCUCCACACUGACUGAGCGACGUGCUUGAAACAUACAGAGGAACAGGAGGCGACCCGUUUGUGGGCAGAAUGCGGGCGCUAUCCGUGGUGCCGAAUCCGCUGCUGUUUCUACUGCUGUUCAGCUAUUAUCCUUCUGUGACCAUCAAGCCUAAGGAGGGCUGGCAGGUAUACUCCUCGGCCCAGGAUGCAGAUGGCAGGUGUAUCUGUACGGUGGUGGCUCCUGAACAGAACCUCUGCUCCAGAGACGCCAAGGAGGGCCAGCUCCACCUGCUAAUGGAGAAGGUGCAGAACAUGUCCCAGUCCAUCGAGGUGCUGAACCUGCGGACCCAGAGAGACUUCCAGUACAUCAUGAGGAUGGAAGGCCAGUUCAAAGGGAUAAGGUCAAAGUUCAGACAGAUAGAGACCGACAGGAAAACACAGGUCAACAGAAACUUCCAGGAGUUGAAGGGUAAGAUGGAGGCCCUACAGCCUCUGAUCCCUGUGUUGAAGCAGUACAAGACAGAUGCCCAGCUCAUCUCCCAGUUUAAACAGGAGAUCAGGAACCUCUCCAUGGUGCUCACAACCAUCCAGGAGGAGAUAGGAACCUACGACUACGAGGAACUACAACGGAGGGUCCUGAAUCUGGAGAACAGGCUACGCAACUGCAUGAGCAAACUCACUUGUGGUAAACUGAUGAAGAUCACUGGACCUGUGAUGGUGAAGACCUCUGGUACACGGUUUGGAGCUUGGAUGACUGAUCCACAGGCCUCCCCUAGAAACAACCGGGUCUGGUACAUGGAUGGCUACACCAACAACAAGAUAGUCAAAGAGUACAAGUCCAUAGCAGACUUUGUUUCCGGGGCCGGGUCUCGAACCUACAACCUGCCGUUCAAGUGGGCCGGGACCAACCACGUGGUGUACAACGGCUCUCUGUACUACAACAAGGUCCAGAGCAACAUCAUGGUGCGCUACCACUUCGAGACGGGCCGCGUGGUGACCCAGAGAGCCCUGGAGAACGCCGGCUUCCACAACGUCUACCCUUACACCUGGGGAGGCUUCUCCGACAUAGACCUCAUGGCCGACGAGCUGGGCCUGUGGGCCGUCUACGCCACCAAUCAGAACGCCGGAAACAUCGUCAUCAGCCAGCUCAACCCGGAGACGCUACAAAUCCUCGGAACCUGGAACACGGAAUAUUCCAAACGGAACGCGGGGGAGUCCUUUAUGAUUUGCGGAACACUCUACAUCACCAACUCUCACCUGACUGGUGCUAAGGUCUACUAUUCAUACUCCACCAAGACCUCCAGCUAUGAGUACACAGACAUCCCCUUCCACAACCAGUACUUCCACAUGUCCAUGCUGGACUAUAAUGCCAGGGACCGGGCACUGUACGGCUGGAACAAUGGACACCAGGUUCUGUUCAACGUCACGUUGUUCCAUAUCAUCAAGACAGAGGACGAUUCCUGAGGAGGAGAACCUCAGAGGAACUCAAAGGAACCCACCGGAACGAUUUAGUUACCGGAGUGUAACUCCAGUUCUAUGAGUGGAGCU